AACCUAUCCAUCAGAGACCGCACGCCGAAUUGCAUCCAUAACUACGAGUGUAUCACGAACUUUCUGCCACGAUGAUCAGAAAACAAGCGCGCGAAAGGCGCGAUUACCUCUACCGCCGGGCAUUAACUCUCCGCGAUGCUGAGCUGGCGUCGAAGCGAGCUGCGCUCAAAGAAUCCCUCGCAAGCGGGAAGCCGCUCUCAAAAGACGUUGCGGGAGACACAGCCCUACGACGAGACUACAAGUACGACGAGAGCAGGGCCGACCGGACCGUAGAAGAAGAGCUAGGCCUAGACGACGAGUAUGCGCAACUCUCUGGUGUUGUCGAUCCCAGAAUCCUGGUUACAACGAGUCGAGACCCCUCGAGCAGGCUAGGCACCUUCGCAAAGGAAAUCCGUUUAUUGCUUCCAACGUCAAUCCGCCUGAACCGCGGUAACAUGAUCCUGCCCAUUCUCGUGGAGAGCGCAAAGGCAGGAGGACUCAGCGACAUGGUCCUUUUACACGAGCACAGAGGCACGCCGACGGCCCUGACAGUAUCGCAUUUUCCGCACGGCCCCACCGCCAGCUUUUCCCUUCACAACGUCAUCCUGCGCGCAGACAUACCCAAUUCCUCGCGCGGCACAGUCUCGGAAAGCUACCCACACCUCAUUUUCGAAGGCUUCACCACAAAACUCGGCCAGCGCUGCGUCCAGAUCCUCAAACACCUGUUCCCACCCCGCGAAGCAAACGCAAAAGUGGGAAAUCGUGUUGUUACGUUCAAAAACAUCGAAGACACAAUCGAAGUCCGCCACCACGUCUUCGUCAAAACAGGAUACCAAUCUGUAGAGCUGGCGGAGGUGGGGCCGCGCAUGAGUAUGCGCUUGUUUGAAAUUAGGGCGGGCACCCUGGAUAACAAGGAGGGAGACGUCGAGUGGCAUCUCAAUCAGUACACGAGGACGGGUCGCAAGAAGGACUAUUUGUAGUGCUGUGCUGAGGGUAAGAAAAAAAAGGAGGGGGGGGUUGUCCCUUGUGCUGAGUUGUGUUUUGUCUGGAGAGGUUCAACUAUAUGGAUAUUGUGUUGAAGUUGCACAUGUGAGAUGAUAAGGACAUGAGCAGCAAAGAAAGUAGUGCGGCAUUAUCAGCGCAAAAAAAAGGGAAGUGGCAUGGAGGCUAGGAGUAUGGUGUUGGGCCGAAAUUCCGCGGUAUGAGGAUUUCUUUUCCCUUGAUAUCAUCUGCGCACAGUCCGAAACACACACACACACACACACACAUGAAGGUGCAUCAGGCCCAAAAAGCAUCAAGAUG
Molecule: messenger RNA, 1281 nt
Organism: Exserohilum turcica Et28A
Lineage: Eukaryota; Fungi; Ascomycota; Dothideomycetes; Pleosporales; Pleosporaceae
Exons: 4
Coding region: 72-959 (295 amino acids)
Biological process (GO): rRNA processing
Cellular component (GO): Mpp10 complex; nucleolus; small-subunit processome
Molecular function (GO): rRNA primary transcript binding; snoRNA binding
Source: RefSeq, a predicted model, not a curated record